Cynocephalus volans (Philippine flying lemur) is the source of this 3572-nucleotide messenger RNA. RefSeq names its product zinc finger protein 160-like. The record is from RefSeq and is a predicted model, not a curated record. NCBI's taxonomy places the organism in Eukaryota, Metazoa, Chordata, Mammalia, Dermoptera, Cynocephalidae. Gene Ontology annotation, biological process: regulation of DNA-templated transcription.
CGGAAGCGGAGAGCGCGGAGCAAAGAUUACGCCGCGGCACGAUUGACUUGUAAAGAUCAUGUUACGUGAAGAAGAAGCCUGGAAGAGGAGGAAGAGGAAAGGAAAGGAGGCAGGCGUGGCUCUUACUCAGGGAGGCUUGACUUUCAGGGAUGUGGCCGUAGAAUUCUCUCAGGAGGAGUGGAAAUGCCUGGACCCUGCUCAGAGGGCUUUGUACAGGGACGUGAUGUUGGAGAACUACAGGAACCUGUUCUCCCUGGGAAUCUCUCAUUUUGACCUGAGUCUCAUCUCUAUGUUGGAGCAAGGGAAAGAGCCCUGGACUGUGGAGAGCCAAGUGAUGAUAGCAAGAAAACCCAAAGGGUGGGAAUGGAUCAAAGGUGUGAACACAGAUUUCUCCCCAAAGUGUGUCAUCAAGGAAUUAUCACAAAAAAGGAAAAGGAAUACAAGACAGGUAUUUCACACAGUGACAUUGGAAAGACAUGAACACGAUGACAGAGAAGAUUUUGCACGUCAUAGAGUUCAUUCUAGAGAGAAACUGUACAAAUGUCGUGAAUGUGGUAAGGUCUUUAGUCAUGCUUCAAGCCUCUCAAAGCAUUACAAAAUUCAUACUGGAGAGAAACCUUACAAGUGUAAGGAGUGCGGCAAAGCCUUUAGAGCACAUUCAAGCGUAACUGCCCAUUGGCUAAUCCAUACUGGAGAAAAACCUUACAAAUGUAGUGAAUGUGGCAAGGUCUUCAGUUCAAAGUCAAACCUUGCACGUCACUGGAGAAUUCAUACUGGAGAGAAACCUUACAAAUGUAAUGAAUGUGGCAAGGUAUUUCGUAAGGAUUCACACCUUGCAAAUCAUCGGAGAAUUCAUACCGGAGAGAAACCUUACAAAUGUAGUGAAUGUGGCAAAGUCUUCAGUCAAAGUUCACACCUUUCAAGUCAUCAUAGAAUUCACACUGGAGAAAAACCUUACAAAUGUAAUGAAUGUGGCAAGGUCUUCAGUCGAAAGUCUCACCUUGCAACUCAUCAGAGAAUUCAUACUGGAGAGAAACCUUACAAAUGUAAUGAAUGUGGCAAGGUCUUCACUCGAAGGUCACACCUUGCAAAGCACCGCAGGACUCACACUGGUGACAAAUUUUACAAGUGUAAUGAAUGUGGCAAAACUAGAACACAUGAAAAUCUAACUAGGCAUUGGAUAAUCCACACUGGGGAAAAACCUUAUAAAUGUAAUGAAGCUGGCAAGAUCUUCAAUCACAAUUUAUACCUUGCAAUUCAUGGUACAGUUCAUGCUGGAGAGAAACCAAUAUAAGUAGAAACAGCUUACUAAUGUAAUGAAUGUGGCAAGGGCUUUUGUGUUAAGUCACACCUUGCAACUCAUUGGAGAAUUAAUACUGGAGAGAAACCUUUCAAGUUAAUUGAAUGUGGCAAGGUAUUCAGUCAAAGUUCACACGUUUCAAGUCAUCAUAGAAUUCAUACUGGAAAGAAACCUCACCAUUGUAAUGAAUGUGGCAAGGUCUUCACUCAACCUUCAUGCCUUUUAAGUCAUCAGAGAAUUCAUUCUGGAGAGAAACCUUACAAGUAUCAUGAGUGUGGGAAAUCCUUUAGUGUGCAUUCAAAUCUAACUACCCAUCAGGUAAUCCAUACUGGAAGGAAAAUUUAUAAAUGUAAUGAAUGUGGCAAGGUCUUCACGCAGCCUUCAAGUCUUGUAGCUCAUCAGAGAAUUCAUUCUGGAGAAAGACCUUACAAGUGUUAUGAGUGUGGGAAAGCCUUUCGUACAUAUUCAAACCUAACUACCCAUCGGGUAAUCCAUACUGGAGAGAAACCGUACAAAUGUAAUGAAUGUGGCAAGGUCUUCACUCAAAAUUCACAUCUUGCAACUCAUCGGAGAAUUCAUACUGGAGAGAAACCUUACAAGUGUACUGAGUGUGGGAAAGCCUUUACUGUGCGUUCAAACCUAACGACGCAUCAGGCGAUUCACACUGGAGAAAAACCUUACAAAUGUAACGAGUGUGGCAAGGUCUUUAGUCACCCUUCAAGCCUUGCAAGUCAUCGGCGCAUUCAUACUGGAAAGAAACCUUAUAAGUGUAAUGAGUGUGGCAAAGCCUUUACUAUUAGUUCAAACUUAACUACCCAUCAGGCAAUCCAUACUGGGGAAAAACCUUACAAAUGUGGGGAAUGUGGCAAGGUAUUCACUCAAAAUUCACAUCUUGCGACUCAUCGUAGAAUUCAUACUGGAGAGAAACCUUACAAGUGUAAUGAGUGUGAGAAAGCCUUCAGUGUUCGUUCUAACCUAACUACUCAUCAGGCUAUACAUACUGGAGAAAAACCUUACAAAUGUAAUGAGUGUGGUAAAGUCUUCACUCAGAAUUCAUACCUUGCAAGUCAUCGGGCAAUUCAUACUGGUGAGAAACCUUAUAAGUGUAUUGAAUGUGGCAAGGUCUUCACUCAAAAUUCACACCUUACGAGGCACUGGAGAAUUCAUACUGGAGCAAAACCUUACAAGUGUAAUGAGUGCGGCAAGGCCUUUAGAAUUCGUUCAAACUUAACUGCUCAUCAGGUAAUCCAUACUGGAGAAAAACCUUACAAAUGUAAUGAAUGUGGUAAGUUCUUCAGUCAGCUUUCAAGCCUUGCUAGUCAUCGUAGAAUUCAUACUGGAGAGAAACCUUACAAGUGUAAUGAGUGUGGCAAAGCCUUUACUAUUAGUUCAAACCUAACCACCCAUCAAGCAAUUCAUACUGGAGAGAAACCUUACAAGUGUAGUGAAUGUGGCAAAGUCUUCACUCAAAAUUCACACCUUGCAAAUCAUCGUAGAAUUCAUACUGGAGAGAAGCCUUACAAGUGUACUGAAUGUGGCAAAGCCUUUAGUGUGCAUUCAAGCCUAACAACCCAUCAGGCAAUCCACACAGGAGAAAAACCUUACAAAUGUAAUGAAUGUGGCAAAGUCUUUACUCAAAAUUCACACCUUGCAAAUCAUCGGAGAAUUCAUACUGGAGAGAAACCUUAUAAGUGUAAUGAGUGUGGCAAAGCCUUUAGAGUGCAUUCAAGCCUAACUACCCAUCAGGUAAUCCAUACUGGAAAGAAACCUUACAAAUGUAAAGUGUGUGGCAAGGCCUUCAGUCAAAUUUCAAACCUUUCAAGUCAUCACAGAAUUCAUACUGGAGAAGAACCUUAAAAUGAGUGUGACAGAGUCUUCAGUCACAAUUUACUCCUUGCACAACAUCAGAGAAUUAAUUCUUGAGAGAAUCUACAAAUGCAUUGACUAGCAGAGUCCUCAUGAGUUAAAGCAUUAACAGACAUCAGAGAGUUAUACUGAAGAGACAUCAUCUAAGUGUAAUGUAUGGCAGAGGCUUAAUUCAGGCCUCACAACUCACUAGGCAUCAAAUUAAACAUUUUUGAUUUUUGAUGAAACCACACAAAUGUGAUGUGCAUCCUGAGGCUAUUACUCAAGUUCCAUAUCUAUAGGAGAAUUUAUAGGAAGAAUAAUUCAUUCUUUCAUUCUCCAAGCUUAACCUUUGUUAUUAUGUACUGCAGGCUAAUUAGAAGUUAAAAUAUAUUAACUUAUAACACAAUAUACUUGUAUAUCAAAA